Molecule: messenger RNA, 3402 nt
Organism: Peniophora sp. CBMAI 1063
Lineage: Eukaryota; Fungi; Basidiomycota; Agaricomycetes; Russulales; Peniophoraceae
Source: the annotation of a GenBank genome assembly
AUGGCUGACAGCAGCUACAACUUUAGCAGUUCACACAACACUCGGAAUCUAAUUCAUUCGUCAGCCAUUCGCCAUGGCACCAGAACCCCAGGAGAUAGGCUAGCAGCAGCUGCUUUUCCUCGCCCUGCGAAAAAACGCAAGACGGUGGAGUAUGAACCAGAUUUUGGAGAUGGCGGAGAUGUGUGGCAGAAGGCAGACGGUCGCUCCAUCAAACGUAAAGGGAGUCCUACACAGCUCCAUCGCGGCGGCCAACAGCAGCAGGCCGGCGUUUCGAGCGUCUCCUCAGCACCGAGGGAGACUUUUGCUGGGGUGCUGGAUAAUCUUAGUCCAGAAGUUAUAGUCAACGCACACGGCUUUCCGCUGAACGAUGACGACGUUGAGCGACUUGCCAGAGAACGUGUGGACGAGCCCACAAGCCAGGGCAAGGUCAGCUUCAUAUUCGGUUCCUACCAUCUGACAUUGCUGAUGAGAAAGGCUUGGUUGCGAGACGCCGGGGUCUCUGUGCGUCUGUGUCCGAACGCAGAUGCAAAGGGCGACUGCCCACACGGUGCUAAGCGCGUCCCCGACUUCGCGGCGCUGGAUGCCGGAGAGCCGCCGGCGUACGGCGGCUUCUCUGCUCCUGCUCGGCCGACAGGAGGAGGCGCCAUGUCGGGCGCUGUACCCGGCGAUAUGUGGACUGCGCCGGACGUGGAUGACGAGGUCAAUCGCCAGACAUUUGUCAGGGGAUUGGAUGAGGGGGAACUGGAGGGAACUGAGGUGCUGCCAGGCCCGACUGAGGCGGACGAAUUCCAGCCUCUAGGACCGGCCGAUGAUGGCGAUGUAGAAGGCGGCCACGAGAUGCCGGUUGGAGAUGCCGGCGAGCCAGGAGUAGUUCGCCAAGCUGGCAAGUCCGCAAUCCCCACAAAAGAUAUGUACGGCUUCAAAACCAUCAUCGUCGUGCACACCGACAGUAUACACGGCGUCGGCGUCUCGUUUUGCAGGUGCCCAGGCGCCCCAGCUGCGCAUGAGCAAUUGCUGCAGUAUGGCGGGCUGUUUCCUGCUUCACAGGAGGAUCCUGCCACAGCCUUCACUCUCCAAGGCCUAGAGCACCGGCUCGUCGACGAUGUCGUGUGUAAGACGUCCUCCUUGGCGCAUAUGCGCAAACUUCGUCGCUGUACCGAGCCUCACGAGCCGAGACUUGCCCCUAACCGUUACCACGAGUUGAACCUCGUUUCUCGGCAGUACAGCGCAGUUCAAAAUCUCAUAGACUUUGGGUAUGCGACCCAACCGUUGACAACAUGGAAAGACCCGCCUCCCGGUGGAUUAGUCUGGAAGUGCAUCGUCUGCCCUCGCAAGACGCUCGAGUUCAAUAAUGUUCCGCGAAAAUGGGAAGAAGACCCCGACGAGUGGCGCCUCUUUGUGUCAAUGUGUUAUGACGGGAACUUUAGCGGAGACCAUACCAUAUCGAAACGCCCAGGAAAUAAUGUGCCCUUCUAUGCUGGUACUGGCUUUUUCAACCACCCGGACAUCGUAGCGGAGCACAUGAAGCACGCUGUGGACGACAAGGCCUUGAAGAGAAUCCUACCAGACCUGGACAAGGAAGAACGUCCGUGUCACCAGCAUCGUGCUGCAGCGAACGUCGGGAAAAUUCGCAGCAAAGUCGUGGAUAUCAAGGGAAUUGGAUCAUGGGCCUGUUCCAGACACGGCUGUCUCUGCGCCAAUGGCACGAAUAACUUUGAUUUAGGGGAAGCGUAUGUGCCAUAUCCCCUGACUCGCAUUAGAGGGCUACCUAACGGAGACGCCAGCUCACAUCCUGUUGAUCUGAGCUUAAGCAAAGCGUUCGAGCACACCAUCACCGGCGGCAUCAGGAGAGCGCAACUACUGUACGAUAUCUGGUGCCGCUACGGUGUCCAUUUGAAAAGGCGGUUUCACCACAGCAGGUUAGAGUGGCCAGACUUUCGUGAACUCCUACAGGGCGUAGGUGUCUGGCACAUAUACGGCCAUGUCUUCGAUUGUUAUCGGCGAUAUGCGCCAGUUUACUCUCCCCGCGCAGGCAUUGUUGACGGCGAGAUAUUGGAGACGCUCUGGGCCUUGCUGAAUGCCAUAUUGCAGUCCUGCAGAGGGAUGUCGCUAGCCGCACGAGAGGAGAAGAUUAACUUGCACAUGAACGACGUCAAUCAUGGCAAGAUUAUCAGGAUGGGGCCGGAUUCGAAAGAUGUGGAGGCCCGUCUUAUUGAGGAGGAAACUCGAUCCAGCCCAGCAACUUCGAUUGUUCGAUCGAUCAUCACUAGUCUGGAUCUCGAGGAAGAUGGACUUAAGAUGCAGGCGCGAGGGAGCGAGUGGGGAACGUCCGCAUCUGAACGCAGAACUGCUGCAAUUGCGCGCUCAAGAUUUGACAACCGUCGCACAAAGGCGAACCAGGAGAUGCAGGCCAUGUUGGGUGGAGAACGUCUUGUAGACGAGGACCUUCUCUCCCCCAAACUGAGCAGGAUUCUCCCUGAGGAUGAGUGGGAUACAGACGAACACACUGGUCACGGGUACAAUCUUCGACCGCUCGCGGAGUUCAAGCCCGUGGAUACCCUUUCGUCUCGACCGGAUGAGCGCCGAAGCAAAGACCGGACGACAGCGCUCGAGCGCCGCGCCAUGGAUGCGGAACUGGAAUUGCGUAUGGCCAGGCUAGAUGCCCGUAUUCAAUCGGUGAUGGAAGGUGUCGUCGAUCAGGCACAGUCGUAUAGACUGCAGCUUCGACAAAACAAGAGUAAGGGGAAAAAUUCUAAUAACUACGUCGCCCGCAGCCGCGCCUGGCUACACACGCGCCAACAGAACAAGGACGUGCGAGUGCAUGCAUCGAUAUACAACCAUGGCGCGAAAAGACUGGCUCGUUUAUUCUGGGACGACAGCGAAGAGGCCCAGAACAGGAAAAACAGCAUCUUAGCCAAGUACCGGCCUAUAACCGCGGACGACAUCAAAUGCACGACUGCUACGUACGACAUGUACAACAAUACCCGCACACAAGGAAAGUUUCAGCUACCGUGGUUUUGGAGGACCUUCCGUAGCAACCGCCCAGUCGGUUCAUGCGAUAACGAAGGCGGAGACGAGGUGCUAGACGACGACACAUUCAUUGGCGCCUUUUUCAGAACGCGCUGGAUCAACGCGCGGUGCUCGUACGUUCGCUGCGAGGAAGAGGUUUUCAUGCUGGAAGGAGAGAUGCAGACCUGCUAUCUCGGAUAUCGUGCUUUGGCCGACGCGUGGGAAGAGAAAUAUCGCCGCCUGCCCACAACGCCGGAAGGGCAGCAUGACCCCUACGCCGGCCACCGCGCCCAUGCGCUUGAGACAAGACACGCUUGGUUGGAUCUAGCUGCGAAAGCAAAGGCGGCGUUUAAUGCAGAGGUUGAGAACGUCGUUGUAGCUACUCUACAGUGA